This is a messenger RNA of Eruca vesicaria subsp. sativa (arugula), 2730 nucleotides long. NCBI's taxonomy places the organism in Eukaryota, Viridiplantae, Streptophyta, Magnoliopsida, Brassicales, Brassicaceae. The record is from the annotation of a GenBank genome assembly.
CUGCAAUCGAAAAGUAAUCCAUCUCCUUCACCUCGUAUCGAUCUAGGGUUCCUUCUGCAAUCGACGAUAAUGGAUGUUGAGAAUCGGAAGACGACGAUCGGUGCCAAGAAGCGGAAGAGAGGAGUCGAGAGUCUAACCCCAGAGGAGAAAGAUGCUCAGAUCUCAUCGUUGAAUCAGGAGAUGCAAAGUCUCUUCGACUAUUUCAGAGAGACGAUUUGUCAGAGUCAGACGCCAGAUCUGUUUUCAGGUUCGAUCGAUUCUUCUUCCUCAUCCUCUGUGAAUUCGUUGGUGGCUUUGUUGAUGGAAGAGACGAGAUUACCCUUGUCGAAGCUCGUCGACGAGAUUUUCUCGAAAUUGAGAGAGAAGAUUGAGAGUGUGACGAUGGCUUCCGUGAAGACAGCUGUCGUCUCUGUGGGGCAGAGAGUUAGUUACGGUGUGACUAGUGCGGAUGCUGAUGUAUUGGAAGAUGAUUCUGAAUCUUGUCUCUGGUGCUGGGAGACGAGAGACUUGAAGAUGAUGCCUAAAUCUGUUCGUGGAGUGUUAAAAGUGAGAAGGACUUGUCGGAAGAAGAUCCAUGAGAGGAUUACAGCUGUUUCUGCGAUGUUAGCUGUGUUACAAAGAGGUGAAACUGAAAAGUCGUUUGGGUCUGAUUUAAACAAAGCUGCAGAGAAGCUUGGGAAAGUACUGAGUGAGGUGGAUAUUAGAUCUUUUAUGGAUAACAUGUUGCAGAAGAAUAGUACAGAGAUGGCUGAGAAAGAUGCGAAGCGGGAAGGGAAACUUCUUAUUAAGCAAUUGGAGAAAAGUAAAUGUGAAGCUGAGAAGGAAAAGAAGAGAAAGGAACGUCAACUUCAUAAAGAAAAGUUGCAACAUGAAAAGGAGCAGAAGUUGCUACAGAUUAAGAAACAGCAAGAUGAGUCAGAGAAAGAGAAGGAAGAGGCUGAGUCAAGAAAACGGAUUAAGAAACAGCAAGAUGAGUCAGAAAAGGAGCAGAAGCGGAGAGAGAAGGAACAAGCUGAGUUAAAGAAGCAGCUUCAAGUACAGAAACAGGCUUCAAUCAUGGAGAGGUUUCUUAAAAAAAGCAAAGACACUUCAUCCUCCCAACCCAAAGUUCCCUCCGGUGAAGUAACUGCCCAGGUCUCGUCAUGUGCAAAACCUGAGGAUGAAAGUAGAACAGUUAUUCAGGCCAUUGACAAUGCCUUUGCAACAACUUGCGAAGCUACAGUUGAUGAUAUUCGCAGGGCACAUUUUGCUUCCUGGCGUCAGCUGAGUCAUCCGAGAAAACAUUGGGGGAUGCGUAGGAAGCCAAAGAGUGAACUGUUUCCAAAACUAAAACUAUCUACAAAUAAUGGAGACGGUGAACUUAACAUGGAGAAGCAAGGAGAUGAAUGUGAAGAGAAACAUUUAAGUGAUGUAUCUUGCAUUAGGCAGAGUGAGAAAUCUUCGUCAUCUGGUCCUAAGAAGUCUAGGAGAGCAAUGAAGUUGUUACAAUUUGAUAAAAGCUUCAGACCAGGCUUUUAUGGUAUUUGGCCAACCCAAAGUCAAGUUGUAGGGCCACGCUGUCCUCUGAAAAAGGAUCCGGAAUUGGAUUAUGAAGUUGAUAGUGAUGAAGAAUGGGAAGAGGAACAAGCCGGUGAAAGCCUUUCAGAUUGUGAGAACGAUGAAGAGGAAUCUUUGGAAGAAGGAUGCUCAAAGGCUGACGAGGAAGAUGAUAGUGAAGAUGACUUUAUGGUACCUGAUGGGUAUCUCUCAGAAGAUGAGGGGGUCCAAGUGGACAGAAUGGACAUUGAUCCGUCUGAACAGGAUGCAAGUUCAUCUCCAUCGCAAAAGGAUCAAGAGAGUCAAGAGUUUCGCGCACUACUACAUCAACAAAAACAAGUGCAAAGUUUGACUGAUCAUGCUCUUGCGAAAACGCAGCCACUGAUUAUAUGCAACCUAACGCAUGAGAAGGUCUCUCUUUUAGCUGCUAAAGAUCUUGAAGGGACACAGAAAAUGGAACAGAUAUGUCUGCGAGCUCUUGUGGUGCGAGCAUUCCCUUACUCUACUUCACUCAUUGAGAUAUCGAUCGACAUACAAGAUGAGGAUCAAGAAACAGGCAAGUCAUCUUGUAGUCAGAGCACUCCUCCAUCAGCUUCAAAAGCAAAAUCCAUACCAGACUCAGAUUUACCAACAGUUGUAUCAACAAUACAAUCAUGCACUCAAGGAAUCAGUAAAGUGGUUGAGACAUUGCAGCAGAAGUUCCCAGAUGUUCCAAAGACCAAACUAAGACAGAAAGUGCGUGAGAUAUCAGAUUUCGAGGAUAACCGUUGGCAGGUAAAAAAGGAAGUGUUGUCGAAGCUUGGGUUAUCACCAUCACCAGAUAAAAGCGCUAAGAGGCCGAAAAUGAUAUCGACAUUCUUCUCAAAACGCUGUUUGCCUCCGUCCACGAAGCCACCACCCGCUGUUGAAGAAACAGAGAGAUUGGGAAAUGAGAAUGAUGCUUGAAGUCUCGUUGCCGUUUCCAUCUUUUUUUUUGUUACAUCCCUCAAAAACUGUUUUAGGCAUCUUGUGGAUACAAGAUUGUAUGAUGCAUAAUAUCGGGAAAAAGUGUUUUAGAUGAGGGGAAUGAUAAGUCAGUUAAGUAACCUGAGAUAUGUUUAGUUCAGGUUAAAAGUCUAUGCACAGCCUUCAAAAGCUACAAAAUUUUAUGUAUGCCAUUUACAAUAAUCCUUUGUGCUUUAAUCACAAUGUUUU